AUGGCUUCUGUUUUGAAAAAUAAAGACUUGUUAAAAACACAGGGAUUUAUCAACAAUGAAUGGGUUAACAGUUCCUCAAGUGAUACCUUUGAAGUGAAAAAUCCGGCAUUAGAACCCAAAAAAGAGUCAUAUUUAGCAACCGUGCAGUCUAUGAGUGGUGAUGAUUACGAGAAUGCUAUUGCUGCCGCUAGCGAAGCAUUCAAAACAUUUGGUAAGAGUACGGGGAGAUACAGAUCAAACUUAUUGUACAAGCUUUACGAAUUGAUGCUUGAGAAUCAGGAUGAUUUAGCAAAAUUGGUUGUUUUAGAGAAUGGUAAACCUUAUGCUGAUGCAUUAGGAGAAGUCAAGUAUGCUGCCUCUUUCUUUCAAUGGUACUCAGAACAGGCUCCAUCGGUACAAGGUGAUAUCUUGCAGUCGGGAAACGCAGACAACAUCAACAUAUUGGCUUUGAAACAACCAAUUGGAGUAUGUGGUAUAAUGACACCAUGGAAUUUUCCCUUGGCCAUGAUUACGAGAAAGUUGGGUGCUGCAGUUGCUGCAGGGUGUACCACUGUUAUCAAACCAGCCACUGAAACUCCAUUGUCGGCCUUUGCUUUAGCCCAGUUGAGUGUUGACGCUGGUUUCCCCAAAGGUGUCAUUAACGUAUUAGCAUCUCAUGACCCAGCUAAAGUUGGUAAAUUGAUUUGUGAGCAUCCAACCAUCAAAAAAGUCUCGUUCACUGGGUCAACUAGAGUUGGGAAACUCUUGAUGCAACAAUCUGCUUCCACUUUGAAGAAGAUCUCGCUUGAAUUGGGUGGAAAUGCGCCUUUCAUCGUUUUUGAAGAUGCUGAUUUGGAUAAAGCUGUCACUGGUGCAAUUGCAAGUAAAUUCAGGUCAAGUGGUCAAACGUGUAUUUGUGCAAAUAGACUUUUUGUCCAUGAAUCUAUUUAUGAUGAAUUCACUGCAAAAUUCGUCAAACAGUUGAAAGAGAAAAUUGUGUUGGGUAAUGGUUUGGACAAGGAUACGACUUAUGGGCCAGUGAUUCAUCAAGGGUCAAUGGAAAAGAUCAGAAACCAACUUAAAGAUGCUUUGGACAAAGGUGCCAAAUUGUUACUAGGUGGUGACAAGCGUCCAGAUUUGGGAGAAAAUUUCCAUGAUCUAACUGUGUUGGGCGAUGUUACUCCCGAGAUGGAGAUUUUCAAUGAAGAAACAUUCGGCCCACUUGCUCCAUUUAUCAAGUUUUCCAGCGAGGAGGAAGUUCUUAAAUUGGCAAAUGAUACACCUGUUGGUCUUGCUGGCUACUUUUACUCCAAAGAUUUGGAUAGAGUGUUUAGAGUUGCAGCAGCAUUAGAAGUUGGUAUGAUUGGUGUUAAUACCGGUGCCAUUUCCGAAGCUGCAUUACCAUUCGGUGGUGUCAAGGAGUCAGGAUUCGGAAGAGAAGGAUCUAAAUUUGGUGUUCAAGAUUACUUGAUUAUCAAGGGUGUUGUGUUGGGUAAGGGUGAGUAG
Molecule: messenger RNA, 1485 nt
Organism: Lodderomyces parapsilosis
Lineage: Eukaryota; Fungi; Ascomycota; Pichiomycetes; Serinales; Debaryomycetaceae
Gene: UGA2
Product: Uga2p
Exons: 1
Coding region: 1-1485 (494 amino acids)
Biological process (GO): GABA catabolic process
Molecular function (GO): succinate-semialdehyde dehydrogenase (NAD+) activity
Source: RefSeq, a predicted model, not a curated record